AUGAGCACAAAUCACUUAAGAUUUACCAUUCCACAAUUUCCACAAUUUAAAAUCUCUAUCCACAAGUUUUCAAAUGUCACAAAUGCUGCAGAAAUAAAGCAAAAUCUACUGAGUGGUAACCAAGAGUAUAACUUUGCAUUUAUCAAUUCAUCCACAAUAGUUUCAUCUGAACAAUUAAUUGCAGCUAUAUAUAGAACACUGCUAGACUAUACACAGGACAAGAUAAGAACUAAAACACUACACUCAGAAGUGAUAUUCAGUCUAUCCCCUACACAAAAUAUCAUGGAUUCAUUAAAAAGGUUUGGUAUACAGGAUGAUUCUAAGGAAUUAGUUGUCAUCAAUAUCUCUGAGAAUGGUGCAAAAGAUGACUAUAAUCUUCAGAUAAUUAGUGGAGAGGAAGUUAAAGUUGAUGAUAAUGAAUUUGCAAAAACUGUUGACUAUAAAGUCAUUAAAAAAAACUAUAAGUUUGAUUCUCAAGAUCCAGAAUUGAUAACUAGAUUUAUUGUUAAUGCAAUUCAAUUAAGAGGUCAUUAG
Hansenula anomala is the source of this 534-nucleotide messenger RNA. RefSeq names its product Cgi121p (gene CGI121). The record is from RefSeq and is a predicted model, not a curated record. The transcript is spliced from 3 exons. NCBI's taxonomy places the organism in Eukaryota, Fungi, Ascomycota, Saccharomycetes, Phaffomycetales, Wickerhamomycetaceae. Bases 1 to 534 code for a protein of 177 amino acids. Gene Ontology annotation, biological process: telomere maintenance via recombination; tRNA threonylcarbamoyladenosine modification. Gene Ontology annotation, cellular component: nucleus; EKC/KEOPS complex; cytosol.